Molecule: messenger RNA, 1293 nt
Organism: Bombina bombina (fire-bellied toad)
Lineage: Eukaryota; Metazoa; Chordata; Amphibia; Anura; Bombinatoridae
Gene: PDE6G
Product: phosphodiesterase 6G
Exons: 4
Coding region: 413-676 (87 amino acids)
Biological process (GO): positive regulation of G protein-coupled receptor signaling pathway; positive regulation of epidermal growth factor receptor signaling pathway; visual perception
Cellular component (GO): photoreceptor outer segment membrane
Molecular function (GO): cGMP binding; 3',5'-cyclic-nucleotide phosphodiesterase activity
Source: RefSeq, a predicted model, not a curated record
AGUUGCUCUUCUCACUGCAUUUGAAGCAGUAGAUAAAAUAUUUACAUUUACUGUUCCUUUAACUACCAGAACUGUGUCAAGCAUUUUGCAGGCCUCCGGCGACAAGAAGGCUUACGCAGCUCGCGUCAGAUAUGAUGCACUAUCCAUGUCCCCAGAUGGGAUAUCAGAUUACUGUACAGGACUGAGAGCCAUAAUCCUAUUAACACUGAACCCAAUAAAUCCAGUCACAUAGGUGGAGUGGAUCAGAGUUUUCCCACUAGGGAGUGCAUGAAAGGGCUGCUCACCAUUUAGAACUGCUGCUGGAUAUGUAAAACCACUUUGUAUUGGGUGGUUCACAAACUCCCCCAGACAGCUGGCAUCACCAGGACUUUUACCCAUCUGCUGAAAUAUUUGGAGCAGGAACAUAGUCACAAUGAACCUAGAACCUGCAAAGUCAGAACUCAAGUCAGCCACUCGUGUAACAGGGGGACCAGCCACCCCCAGGAAAGGACCACCCAAAUUUAAGCAGCGACAAACCAGGCAGUUCAAAAGCAAACCCCCUAAAAAAGGAGUGCAAGGAUUUGGAGAUGAUAUCCCUGGGAUGGAGGGGCUUGGAACAGACAUCACCGUUAUUUGCCCCUGGGAAGCCUUCAACCACCUGGAACUACACGAGCUGGCCCAGUAUGGCAUCAUUUAGCAAGCUCCCCAUCUUGCUUCUCCUGCCACUCUCCUUGCCCAUGGCUAUAUCAAUGGCCAUUCAUUACAGGGGAGGUGUUUCACUCUUCGGCUCUUUCUUGUUCUGGGGUUCAUGAACCAGUCUGUCAGCUUUCUGCUCUGGUACCAUCCCAGCUAAAUAGAAUGCUGUACGGAAACGUACUCCAGACGCAAUUUGUUUGAUAGCUCUUUGACUUCAUUGUGUUACAAUAAAAUCUUCAGAAAGAGGUUUCAUUUAUAAUCCUAUCAAUUUGUAGUAAAUACCACUAACCCAUCAUCUUACAUCGCCAACAGAUCCCAGUGUGCAGUGACAUAGCCCUAUUUCCUUUUAUAAUCAAUGAUCCAUGAAUGUCAUUUUUGCCCAGUUUUAUCUUGUUGAUAAGUGAUACGAUUAUUUUCUAGCAUACGUCGUAUACUGAUCUAGAGAGCGUAAUGCCCAUUCAAACAUAUAGCUUUAUUUAACCAUUGUAUCUCAGUGCUAAUCCUAUUACAUAUAACCUCUUUACUAAUACUCUUGUAAAACAAUGACCUUUAACCAUGGUAGUGAGACAUACUAGGAUAAAGGAUUCCUGUUGAUAAUAAAGACAAAACAGAUGAUAA